Messenger RNA from Schizosaccharomyces osmophilus, 771 nucleotides. RefSeq names its product sorbose reductase. Lineage: Eukaryota; Fungi; Ascomycota; Schizosaccharomycetes; Schizosaccharomycetales; Schizosaccharomycetaceae. The record is from RefSeq and is a predicted model, not a curated record. Bases 1 to 771 code for a protein of 256 amino acids. Gene Ontology annotation, molecular function: oxidoreductase activity, acting on NAD(P)H, oxygen as acceptor. The transcript has a single exon. Gene Ontology annotation, cellular component: intracellular anatomical structure.
AUGUCGCUUUCUAUGUUUUCAUUAAAGGGUAAGACCUCUAUUGUCACGGGUGGAUCCGGCGGAAUCGGAUUUGCUAUUGCAAAAUCCUUGGCCGCCGCUGGCUCUAAUGUCGGUCUCUUGUACGGCGGAAACAAAAAGGCUCUCGACUAUGCCCGCGAGCUCCGCGAAACCUAUCAUGUGAAAUCUGAAGCCUACUCUUGCUCUAUCGAAAAGCGCAAUGCUGUCCUUGAAACUACUAACCAGGCAGUCAAGGAACUCGGAGGCCGUCUCGACAUCAUGGUUGCCAAUGCCGGAAUCGCCAUUCCACAUCUUGCCUUGGAAGACGAAAACGAAGACAUUUGGACAAAGGUUGUUAACGUGAACUUGAAUGGCGCCUAUUACACCGCACAAGCUGCUGGCCAUCACUUCAAGAAUCAAGGCAGCGGCAGCUUGAUUUUCACUGCCAGUAUGAGUGGUCAUAUCGCCAAUUGGCCUCAGCAAUGGGCUUCCUACCAUGCUACCAAGGGUGCUGUCAAGCAUCUUUCUCGUGCUCUUGCUGUCGAAUGGGCUCCCUUUGCCAGAGUCAAUUCGGUCUCUCCCGGAUAUAUUGAUACUGACUUGACUCUCUAUGCGGACGAAAAGCUCCGUAAGCAAUGGAAAGAUUUAACUCCUCAAGGCCGCAUUGGAUUGCCUGAAGAAUUGGUCGGUGCUUACGUUUAUCUCGCCUCAGAUGCCAGUUCCUAUUGCACAGGCACGGAUAUUGUCGUCGACGGUGGCUACGUCUCCCGUUAA